Messenger RNA from Lingula anatina, 1517 nucleotides. RefSeq lists its product as uncharacterized. Lineage: Eukaryota; Metazoa; Brachiopoda; Lingulata; Lingulida; Lingulidae. The record is from RefSeq and is a predicted model, not a curated record.
UAAAAAGACAUUAAUUGUGUAAGGGUUUGACGUAUUCUUGAAGGCGUCGGGGAAGAGAAGCAUAUCCCUGGUUUCCAGUCAAAAUGUCACUGUUUUAUGCCUGUUUGCUGUACUUUGUGCUCCUUCAUGCUGAACCCACCUUGGCUCAGACAACUGUAACUGUAAAGCAAGGGGAUAUCAAUGGGAAAAUAUCAAUUCUUGGACCCAACGUGACCUCGUACCUUGGGAUACCCUACGCUGAACCGCCUUUGGGUAAUCUACGGUUCAAGAAACCAGUACCUAAAGCUGCGUGGAGUUCUCCACUGAAUGCCACUGAGUAUGGACCAAUAUGCCUGCAAAGGAACGCCACGUUUCCUAGCUCUGAGGACUGUCUGACACUUAAUGUUCAUGUACCUCAGAAUAAUAACACCGGCCCUAAAGCGGUCAUGGUUUGGGUUCAUGGCGGAGGGUUUGUCGUGGGCAGUGCCAGGGUACUGGAUCCUGUAGUUCUAGCCCUUGAAGACGUUAUUGUAGUCAGUAUCAACUAUCGAUUAGGUAUAUUCGGUUUUCUCGCUGUUGGGGAUGUCGCAAAAGGUAAUUACGGACUUUGGGACCAACAUCUCGCUUUUCGAUGGAUAAAAGAAAACAUUGCCGCCUUUGAAGGAGACCCUAACAGAAUCACGAUAUUCGGAGAAUCUGCAGGCAGUAUGAGCGUGUCUUUCCAUGCUAUGUCUCCAAUGAGUGACGAACUGUUCCAUCGUGUCAUAAGUCAAAGUGGGGUGGGUUCCCAAGAUUUUGUCCUUCUGCAGAGUUCCAAAAACAUCGCCUUACUGAGUGAAACUUCAAAAUGUAACAGCACCGAUUCAGUGUCUCUGGUAUCGUGCCUGAAAAAUAAAAGCGAACAAGAUCUUCUUGAAGCCUCUAAUAUUCUUGCUGAGACGUUAUUUUGGAUACCCAAUAUGGACAACGAGCUCAUAACCGGAUACGUAGAAAGUUCGAUAAACUUUCUGCCAGACCAGUACCGUAAACUCGACUUCUUGAUGGGAAGCAACAGCCUUGAUGGUAACUUUGACACCCAGGCACUCGCCAAGGCAGAGGACGGUUUCACUGAAUCAGAUUUCAGCAAAGCUGUGGACAACUUACUUCACGCAUUUGUUAGACUGGACAGAGAUGUGAUAAAGGCUGCUCUGUUACAAGAGUAUACAGCAGGUGUAUUAAAUCCAGACAACAGAACAAGAGUGAAACAAUUAGUAGAGAUGGAAGGGGACCUCUUUUUCACGGUCCCAACCCAUUUGAACGCCCUCAAACAUGACACAGCCAAUGGUACUGGUUCCACAUUUGUAUAUUACUUCUCCAUAAACACGUGCUUCAAAGUUUUACCCACUGCAUCUUGGCUGGAUGGAGCUGGGCAUGUCGACGAGUUAAUCUACAUUAAUGGUAUGAUUAGUAGUGUGUGCAACGGUAGCGCCACGCCUGCUGACCUAGCCCUUCAGACUGCUAUGAUAACUUACUGGACCAACUUUGCUAAAUCUGGGUAA